Molecule: messenger RNA, 1339 nt
Organism: Saccostrea echinata
Lineage: Eukaryota; Metazoa; Mollusca; Bivalvia; Ostreida; Ostreidae
Exons: 6
Coding region: 37-501 (154 amino acids)
Source: RefSeq, a predicted model, not a curated record
AGCAGCACAUUUUUGCUUGCAAUUAAGGUCGUUCUAAUGGAGCAGUUUUCCUGUGUUCGAGCUGCCAUUGUUUUUGUUUUUCUGGUUCACGGCACGCAUAUAUAUGUGAGGUGCCAAUUCAGUGCCGGCAUCGGAACAAAUCACCAUAGACGCUAUACGAUUGGUCAGACUUAUUUCGAAACAUGUUUUGUCGAAUUACCACCUGAUGACAGUAUUGCAAACGUGGACACGUACUGGAAUGUUAGGGGAUCUGACUAUUGUUACAACGGCCAGAAAGUAUUGAUAAAUAGAAACUAUACCUGUAAUGUAACUAUAGUACAUAAUACGACUUACUAUGACCUUACAAUUCCAGACUUAACAAUCAAUGAUGGUGGUACAUACUUUUGUAAAGUAAUCCAUAACACUAAAGGGGGGAAGACAACUUUUUCUCACAAUAUAACAGUCAUAGACCCUUCUAUCACGACAACAGAAGCAACAACCAUAACAACUAUUGAAGAAUGAAAAGGGUGAAGAUAACGAACACCAAUCGAUCUCAAAGCUGUAUACAGGGCUUAAAAAGCGGACCUCAGAAAUCCCAGAGAUUGGAUCAGAUGUCUAGGAGGAGAAUACAACCCCUGUUGACCGCUCAAACCUGUCAUGAGUCCUAUGUAUUGAUCAGGUAGACGGAACAUUCCGUCGUCAAAUUCAGUAUUUAAAAAAAAAGGCCCCUGACAAUUGCUAUGAAAUAUGUCAAUCAAAAUACGACCCAAUCAUAGGUUAUAUUUGCCAACAAUGUCAUUAUAACUACUAUAGUAUUUACAAUAAAUUGACUUUAAACGAGGGUAUUGAAAACCCUGUAACAUCAAAAUAUCUUCAGUAGCCUGGGUCAGUUUAAAUAUUGAUCGUACUCAGAAAAUGCUCUUGAGUAUCGAAUAAUUUGGAAGACAUUAACACUAUAUACAGUGUACAGGUAAUAGAUGGAUAUUACUAAAUAAAGACGGAAAGUUGACGAUGGAAAAGGUGAAGUCAUCUCCUCUGUCAUACAAUUUAUUACCGUCACGGUAGCUCAGUCGGUAGAGCGCUCGCUCCUUGAUCUGAAAGGUCGUGAGUUCGAAUCUCGGCCGCGACUGACCUAAGUCGAUAAAAAAUAGGUAAAAAAGUGAAAAGUGAAAAAUUCUCGAAUGGGACGUAAAACAACAUAUUAUCAAUCAAUCAAUCAUACAAUUUAUUUGCAAGUUGUCCUUCAUUGUCAAAAGUCAGUGAAGCAUCCAAAUAUGAAAAAAAUCUGAAAUUGUGAUGGAAUUGUAUUUUAAUCAAUGAAUACAUGUAUCUGAUGUUUUUGUCCAUAUUAUUGUUUUCU